UUCUAUAAAUGCGCCAAACAACUGUCAAAUUUGUUUCUGUUGUUUUAUUACAAAAAUUUGUUAUUUUCUUGUAAUUUUUUUUAAAUUAAUAAAGAAUUAUGUUAACUGAUGCCGAAAAAACUUCACGAAUGCCUUGGGUUGAAAAAUACCGCCCGGCAAAACUCGACGAUCUCAUAUCCCACGAUGAAAUUAUUUCCACAAUUAACAGAUUUAUUGAAAAGAAACAACUCCCACAUUUGCUUUUUUAUGGACCUCCUGGAACUGGUAAGACAAGUACGAUUUUAGCAUGUGCCAAACAACUUUACACACCCGCCCAAUUCAAAUCCAUGGUCUUGGAGUUGAAUGCAUCCGAUGAUCGUGGUAUUAAUAUAGUCCGAGGGCAGAUACUUAACUUCGCAUCGACUAGAACCAUCUUUAGUGGAACUUUCAAGUUGAUUAUAUUGGAUGAAGCCGAUGCCAUGACUAAUGAUGCUCAAAAUGCCUUGAGAAGAAUUAUUGAAAAGUACACCGAAAAUGUUCGAUUCUGUGUGAUUUGUAAUUAUCUGAGUAAAAUCAUUCCUGCUGUUCAAUCGAGAUGCACUAGAUUCCGAUUUGCUCCUCUCUCACCGGAACAGAUUCUUCCACGUUUGGAUAAAAUCAUUGAGUCCGAAGGAUUGACAGUAACUCAAGAUGGUAAGCAAGCUUUGAUGGUCUUGUCCAAGGGAGACAUGCGUAAAGUACUAAACGUCUUACAAAGUACAUCGAUGGCAUUUGAUACUGUAAAUGAGGACAAUGUCUACACUUGUGUUGGCCAUCCACUGAGGAAGGAUAUCGAAAGAGUCUUGGCAACUCUUAUGUCAACAGAAAGCUUCGAAAAGGCUUACGAUGAAAUUCAAAAAGUCAAAAAUGCGAAGGGUCUAGCUUUGGAAGAUAUUCUAACAGAACUUCAUUUGUUUGUUAUGAGAAUUGAACUACCAAUGAGUGUUAUGAAUAAAAUCAUCAUAAAAAUGGCUGAUAUCGAAGAAAGAUUAGCUAAAGGAUGCACCGAAGGCACGCAAACCACAGCUUUGAUUGCAGCAUUUUUCAUUUGUAGGGAUAUGGUAACAUUGGAGUCUUAAAACCGUUAAUAUUAUCAGAUGCUGUUAUAUGAUUAUAAAUAGUUCGUAAGUGCCUAGAUUUUGGCUAAAUAAACAAAAAAAAAAAGAAA
This is a messenger RNA of Eupeodes corollae, 1186 nucleotides long. It is a transcript of the gene RfC3, whose product is annotated as replication factor C subunit 5. NCBI's taxonomy places the organism in Eukaryota, Metazoa, Arthropoda, Insecta, Diptera, Syrphidae. The transcript has 7 exons. The record is from RefSeq and is a predicted model, not a curated record. The coding region runs from base 99 to 1097 and encodes 332 amino acids. Gene Ontology annotation, cellular component: DNA replication factor C complex; nucleus. Gene Ontology annotation, molecular function: ATP hydrolysis activity; ATP binding; DNA binding. Gene Ontology annotation, biological process: DNA-templated DNA replication; DNA repair.